Frieseomelitta varia is the source of this 767-nucleotide messenger RNA. Its product is annotated as mediator of RNA polymerase II transcription subunit 22-like. Gene Ontology annotation, molecular function: transcription coregulator activity. NCBI's taxonomy places the organism in Eukaryota, Metazoa, Arthropoda, Insecta, Hymenoptera, Apidae. The coding region runs from base 212 to 634 and encodes 140 amino acids. The record is from RefSeq and is a predicted model, not a curated record. Gene Ontology annotation, cellular component: mediator complex. Gene Ontology annotation, biological process: regulation of transcription by RNA polymerase II. The transcript has 2 exons.
AUUAGAAAGAUUACCGAUCGUUGUUCGUCGAAAUGAUUGCGGGAGAUUUCGAAUUGAAGUACGCAUGUGACCGAAUUGGUUCGGUCGGUAAAGUCGCAUUAGCUAAAGGUACUGUUAUGAUUCUACCAUGAGGUCCAAACAGCUCGUAUCGUCGUGACGUUGAAGUUGAUUUUCAUCGAGAUUUACGAAAGUUUGUUUGAAAUUUGAAAUAAUGGCAGCUCAGCGUGCGUUGCCGCAAAGUAAAGAGGCUUUAUUGAAAUCGUACACAACGAGACUGAAAGAAGAUGUAAAAUCAAUGUUGGAAAAUUUCGAAGAAAUCAUAAAACUGGCGAAAGGAGAAAAUGAUUCCCAAUUAUCUCGGAUGACACAAUGCGAACAGGAUACAUAUGAAAUGCACGUCAGAGCUGCAAAUAUCGUUCGCGCAGGAGAAUCUCUGAUGAAGCUGGUUUCAGAUAUAAAGCAGUAUCUCAUACUCAACGAUUUCCCCUCUGUAAAUGAAGCUAUAGCACAGAAUAGCAAGUUAUUUAGAACGAAACAAGCCGAGUGCGAUCAAAAAUUAGCAUCUUUACGAGACGACAUGGCUGCCGAUUUAUACGACUUGGAAGAGGAAUAUUACACAUCGAUAUACAAAUAAUAUAGACUUUAGACUUUUUUAUGAACGUGCAAUUGUGUGUCUGUCUGAAUCGUGGAUUAACUGAAAUGUAAUGUAUUUGUUCAGUAAGUUGUAUAUAUAUUUAUUUGAAUAAAUAAGAAUAGUUUUGAUAGUA